AGAUUCCUUUUAUGUGACGGACCUUGAUCCUAUCAACCUGCAAAUCAUCCAGUGUGAGACACAGACAGCUACUGAAGGAGCCUGUUAAAUAUUCAGUUGACCGGCAGGACAGAAGGGCAGCCAUGUUGAUCAUCUUAGCCUUCAUCAUCCUGUUCCAUGUGGCUGCAGCCAUCCUCCUCUUUGUUGCAACCAUUCACAAUGCAUGGUGGGUGGUGUCGCAGGCUGGCCGGGAUGUGGUCUACGCUGACCUGUGGUACACCUGUAACUCCACCUGUUUUCCUGUGGAGAACAGCCAUACUGUUGAUGCAGCAUAUCUGCAGACCAUCCAGGCUACUAUGAUCCUUGCCACCAUUUUAUGUUGUGUCAGCUUCUUCGUCUUCAUCCUUCAGCUCUUCAAGCUCCAACAGGGAGAGAGAUUCAUUUUCACCGCUAUCAUCCAGCUAUUGGCCGCUCUAUGUGUGAUGAUCGCAGCGUCUGUCUACACGGCUCAGAAGAACAGUUUCCACUUGGCCAAUCUCCGGGAAGGCACCUACGGCUCCUCCUACAUCCUGGCCUGGAUCAGCUUCCCGAUGAUUCUCAUGAGCGGCCUCAUGUACCUGGUGCUCAGGAAGCGCAAAUAGAUGUGACGCACAGGCAGGCAGAUAUCCAACAAUAUAAAAAGGAACACUUGGACACAUGCAUAAAGUCAUACACUUUGACUCAACAACCCAGCAUGCUAACAUUCUGUCUCUUACCCUUAGGUUUUAUAAGAGCAUGUGAUGCGCCAAGACUGUCCAGACACCCAGUUAGGUCCAUUGACAGACUUUUCUUGACACUUCUUUCCAUAAAAGUGCCUUAGAAACACUUUAGACAAUGGACUUAACUAAACAACGUUGAGUUGGACAGUCUUUUUUUGCAUUACAUCUACUAAAACAUGUUAAGCAAACAUAUACUAUGAUAAAUACAAUUUUGCCAACUGUUCUGGAUAGAUUCACGUACAUGAAGCUGAGGUAAAAUAUAUGCAAUACAAAUGCAGAGGAGCCAAUGCACCACACGUUCUCCACUUAGUUACUGCUUUGGAUAGAAAAUGCCCCUUGCUGCCUUUAGAGAGAACAUGCUUUCACCAUCUUCUCUCACUCUUAGCGUCGACACAGGACGUUGUUCCAACAUACUGUCCACUUGUUUCAUUGUGUCCUUUUGACCGUUCAAAGGGACCUGUCUGAAAUUCCCAAUCCCGAAGGUUAAAAUCAAAGACAAGUGGGGAAGUUUGUCUUAUUGGGAGGCAGGACUUUAUAAAGGGUCCAUAUUUUUUUGUUGUGAGUGAAUCUUUAGUCAACUGAAUUUAUUUUGUACAUAUUUGCUGUGUAUGUAUAGUUUAGGUUAUAGCCAAAAGCUUAUUUUCUAAGACUAAACAAAAUGAUCUUAUGUUAACCAUAGCAUGUAGGACUUGUAGUGAAGCACUAGUUGAAGUAUAAUAUAUAGGAUUUUAACUUGUUAUUUUUAUUUUACUGACUUGUGUUGUAAUGAUGAAAAAGGAACCAAUGAUGUGCUGUGAUAUCUGAGAUUUCAAAUGGCAACAGAGGAAUGUGUAAACUUGAAAUAAGAAUGAACUUUUCUUUGUUACUCUUUUUUUGUUCACAGCUUCACUGAGAAAAAAACAUUGCUAUUUAUUGAUUAAAACCACUGUUGUGUACUUUGACCAUCAUGUGACAAAGGAUGUAUGAAGUAAUUAAGUCUUGCCAUAUUUGUUUCCCUCUUUUGGUCCAAACUGUUUGUUUGAUCGAUUACUGAAACAUCUCUAACACUCCUGUUCGUGCUCCGGCAUUUAACAACAAUAAAUGUGUCACUGUACUGUACCCCAAAUUCCCAGAAUACUUCAAAUUUUGUGGAAAUAUAGGGAUAAUGUUUGAGAUAAUAUGUAGACUCUUUUGAUGUUUCUUUAUCUGAGUUUGGGGUUGUAACAGUUAAGGGAGACCAGCAUUCAUUCAUGCAUACAGCUUGGACUUGAUGGAUCCUUCCGGUGCACAGUUGAUUUUGUGAUAGGAAUGUGUUUGUGUUGUUUGGUCCACAGACUGGUAACUUUUUCAUCAAUAAUGAAGAUGCAGGAAAAAACAAGAACGUGAAGAUUUUUUACUCUUAUCUCGAGAUACUUGAAAAUGAUCAAAAAAACAUAUUGGAAGCCAAGUUUGUGUUUGUUUUUCCAGAUCAUUUUGUGAAGAUGUCAUCUUUAGAGUGUUCGACUAAAUAAUAAGCCUCCUGUUUCAAUGCAAGUUUUUUUUUGCAAGACCUUUUUUAACCUAUAUUGAAAUGAAAAGUAAGUUGCUAGCUCAUGUCAAAUGAUUUCAAGACAGAUCUAAAUAAAACGAUUACUUCAAUGUGCAAAGUCCUUUGCAAAUAUUCAACAGCAACCACAGGAUUCACCUCUAAGAGCAUCUCUUGAGUAUAAUUGGUCACGUUUCGGUUUAUGGUCGUUAUAAUUGUUCUGCAGUUUGUUUGAUGUCAAUGUAGAUGUAAUGUUCCUUAGUCAAUGUAAAUCUACACUAAUAACCACAGUAACAAAUGAGCAUAUGAGUGGUUGAAGCCUCGACUGCAUUCAAGGGGAUUUAAAAAAAAAAAAGUAAGCGGUUUGAAUUAGGGAUGCAAAUUAUCGAUUAAUUCAUUAAUCAUUAGUUGAUUGACCUUAUCGAUCGAUUAACGAUUAACUGAUAUAAACGGCUUUUUUCCUGAGAAUGUACAUUUCUCACUGUAUCGAUAGUGUCUUUAACAUAAAAAGCUAAAUAUUGCUUAUUUACUGAAUAAAAAUGCAUGCUAUAUUGCACAAUUGAUGUUUUAUUGUACCAGUUAGGAUAAUGUGCAGAUAAUGGCAUUUAUGUAGUUUAACAAAAUAAAUUAAGCACAGAAAAUUCAAAUACAUAAAAAAAUAAUUGUGCACUGGCUCACCUGUCGCAUGUGAAACAUUAAGCAAAAUAAAAUUAAUUUUAAAUAGAAAUCUAAACAAUAUGGGUAGGCAUAGCCUACACAAUAUUAAGCCUACACAUUAUAAUCUGGUUAACUACAUAUGUAAAACUUGAAACAUUAGCAGCAGCAUUUAUAAUCCCCUUUGGUCUGAGAAAGGUAACAGUAAGAUAACUAGCCCUGGAAACUUCAAAUAUAUUCUGAACACAACUUAAAUCAUCCCUGAGGAAGGUGACAGUAACAUUAGAGGGCGACCCUUAGAACAGUCAAAUGAAGAUAUAGGCUACCUCUCCUGAAACAAAAACAUGCCUGUCUCAAUGUGUUUUGAAUAGGCUCCUGACCUAGACCCCUCUAUUUUUGUUCAUGAAAAUAAGCAUAUUAACGUGGUCAGGAGUAAGUCGUGUGCGCAGCCUGUUUACAGUCAGG
Notothenia coriiceps (black rockcod) is the source of this 3360-nucleotide messenger RNA. It is a transcript of the gene emp2, whose product is annotated as epithelial membrane protein 2. Lineage: Eukaryota; Metazoa; Chordata; Actinopteri; Perciformes; Nototheniidae. Gene Ontology annotation, cellular component: plasma membrane. Bases 123 to 620 code for a protein of 165 amino acids. The transcript is spliced from 4 exons. The record is from RefSeq and is a predicted model, not a curated record.